UAUUUACAGAAGCCUUUUGUGUGCUUUUUGAAAUUGGGUCUCUCUAGCACUUUAACAGAUAUUUUUAGCUAUAUGCUUGCCGACCCCAUUCCCAUGGAGAGUGAGUGACAGGCUAGAGCAAGGAUAUAAUUGUCACAUGACGCACUUCAGCAGAGAAGUGAGUGUUGGGAGGGGGAGUGCACAAUCAUGGCUUGUGCAAAGCAAGACAUAGUUACCUAUGACCAGAGCUUAGGAGCUGAGAAAAACUUAGCUGAGGAGGAUCAGGAUACUGUCAGUGUUGCUCCUGACACAGUGCUCCAGGUGGAGGGGGAGAUGUUCUUUGUGAACCGCGAGCAUUUGGCCCAGCUGAGUCCCUACUUCCGAGCCUUGUUUUUUGGCGGCGGUCGUGAGAGCACCAAGAAGCACAUUGAGAUUAAAGGAGUUGGACUUCAGCAGUUUCAGACUCUAAUGGAGUUCACAAAGAACUUGAAGCUGAAAUUAGACUGCAAGAAUGUCCUUGAAAUUCUGGAGGCUGCUGACUUCCUCCAGUUGGACAGGGCUCGGUUACUCUGCUGUAAGUUCUUGGAAAGGCAAUUGCAUCUUAGUAACUGCUUGGGAAUGAUGGCCUAUGCUUGGCAGCGUGGCUGUCUGGACCUCUAUGCAGCAGCAAGGGAUGUCGUCUUGACCCACCUACCUGCCUUAGCCUCCGAGCAAGACUUUAUGUUCCUUCCCAAGGAAAGCAUUGCUGACCUCCUUGCUAGUGACAACUUAAGCAUUCCCAAGGAAGACCUGGCUCUUGACGUGGCCCUUCGCUGGGCAACGUUUGACCCAAGUCGGGAAGAGGACUUCAUGGAACUGGUGGGUCUGGUUAGACCCGAGUGCUUAAGUCUUCCCUACAUUACUGAUCUUCUGUCCAAGAUAAACAGUUCAGACCCACGUGCCAAGCUCAUUUGUAGACUGAAUAAUAACUUGCCCAACAGUUGGUCUAUGGGCAGGUCCAUCCCUAGAGCCCGCUCAAGAGAAACUCUGUUUGUUCUCGGUGGACCGCAUGAGCAAGAAACACAGUUGCUGUAUCAGUUUCACCCCUACAGUGGAAGGUGGCAAUCCCAUCCACCCUUGCAAAAGAAGUGUCUCACAGAGUACUCUGUGGCUGCAGUAGGGGAAAACAUAGUAGUGACUGGAGGCUACUUCCGGGAUGUGUUAUGGUAUAGUGUGGACUGGGUGAGCAUUUACGAGCAUGGCGACAAGCGAUGGGUGGAUGGCCCGGGGAUGCAGAAGUCCAGGCACAGCCAUUGCUCAGCAGCUCUGGAGUUCCAGGUGUUUGUGUUUGGCGGUAGCAUGGAUGAGGGACCUGUGGCUGACGUAGAGAGGCUGGUUUUGGGAGCCAAGGAAUGGGACACUGUCAGCCCCAUGGUGCGGGCUGUGGAAAGGGCAGCCACUGUCACUUUGGGGACUAGUAUUUAUGUGGCCUGUGGUCUAGAUGAGAAUGGGGAUGUUUACAGUGGGAUUCAGAGGUACAAGCCAGAGGUUGAUCAAUGGGACGUGGUAUCCUAUUCUCCGUUUCCACGUUACGACCUUCUUGCAACUGAGCUCAAUGGUGCCCUCUAUCUGCUGGGAGGACAGGCUCUACGUUUAGACAUCGACACAGACGAGUGGACUGUUCUUCAAGAGGACUGUCUGGACAACAAAUUCUUCACAGGCUGUGCCACAGUGAACGGGCAGAUUUACAUACUGAGUGAAAGGAAGAUAAACAAAACGUACCCAAACAUGAUUUUACUAGACCCUUACACUGAUACUUGCUUGGAAAUUGAGGAUAAAAUACCCUGUCCUGUCCCCAUUAGAGGUUGUGUCACAAUGCAUAUCAGUCCUUUCUAAAGCCAUAACAUCAACACUAGUCUUUCAUGCAAAGUAUUAAACCAAUGCAAAAACAUUUUGUUGAGCAAAGUUGAGGAUAAUCAUAUUCUAAAACAUUUUUAUUGUUAUUCAAAAGGUCACAGAGAAAAAUAGCAGACGAGAAGCAUGUAUGCAACAUUACCAGUAUUGAAGAUUACAAGAAUAUAUUCCUCUUCUGUCAUUGUUACAAGGUAUAUAACAACUACAAAAUGUUGCAUUAAUAAACUCAGAUCAUGGUAAAUCCCAAUAAAAAGAGGAAAAUCCAUACAAAAACAAUCACAGGUCUUUCACAAGUUAAACAAUGUAAGACAGACACAUAACUUUUAAAUGAAAGGUCAGUUAUGGCUACUGUGCAAAUUAACUUUCCAGCUUCAUCUAUAA
Molecule: messenger RNA, 2253 nt
Organism: Cyprinus carpio (common carp)
Lineage: Eukaryota; Metazoa; Chordata; Actinopteri; Cypriniformes; Cyprinidae
Product: kelch-like protein 23
Molecular function (GO): protein binding
Source: RefSeq, a predicted model, not a curated record